AUGGCAGGGGAAAGUAUAAAAAGAGGAGAAGUCGAUGAGUUUGUCUCAGACGUUGGCAGAGGCAGAAGAAGACUGACACAUCCUCGAGGCUGCAGCACCCGAACGGAACAAUGAAGUUUUUGGUCUUGGCUUUAGCCGUCGCCCUGCUGUUUACAGCUGGUGGUGCCCUGGAAUGUCACCGCUGUAUCUCCAAAACGGCCGGUGGAACCUGUGAGCUCACCGUGGAGACCUGCAGCCCAGAGAAGAACGGCUGUGCCGCUGCUAAGUUCCUCAGAGCGCCACAUGGCCAGUACCAGAAAUGCAUGGCCCUGGAGUCCUGUGAAAUGCUGAAGAUGAACGCCUACAUCGACAUGAAGUGCUGCAGCGAUGACCUGUGCAACACCUUUGAUAAUUCGAUAUAAAAAUUGAAGAAAACGACAACGCACUUAAGUAUCUUUGAGCGAUGCAGUCCUGCAGACUGUGGUUGCUGCAGGCGGCUCCCAGGUGUGAGAUCAUGUAUGAAUUUGAAUACUUUAUCAAACGUGUCCCUUGACAAAUAAAAAAAGAAAAAAAAGAAAAGUGGAAUGAAAAAGA
Molecule: messenger RNA, 573 nt
Organism: Acanthopagrus latus (yellowfin seabream)
Lineage: Eukaryota; Metazoa; Chordata; Actinopteri; Spariformes; Sparidae
Gene: ly97.3
Product: lymphocyte antigen 97, tandem duplicate 3
Exons: 4
Coding region: 111-401 (96 amino acids)
Source: RefSeq, a predicted model, not a curated record